Messenger RNA from Boleophthalmus pectinirostris (great blue-spotted mudskipper), 602 nucleotides. Its product is annotated as testis-specific gene A8 protein-like. NCBI's taxonomy places the organism in Eukaryota, Metazoa, Chordata, Actinopteri, Gobiiformes, Gobiidae. Bases 97 to 585 code for a protein of 162 amino acids. The transcript has 3 exons. The record is from RefSeq and is a predicted model, not a curated record.
AAUUUCCUUCCUGCUGCCACAAAGCGAAAGUUCAAAACAGCGCCAUUUUCUGUGCAGUUUGCGCCUUCUUCACAUCGGAGCUGAAAGGGAGUAGCCAUGUCGGGGGCGCAGGUACUCCUGGAGGCUCUGGAAGAUCUAGAGGAGGAUGACUUCCAGACAUUGAAGUGGUACCUGUCUCAGAAGCUGGUGGACAGCCGCAAGCCCAUCGCACGCAGCCACCUGGAGAAGGCCACACGCACCCAGACCGCAAGCCGGGUACUCUCCACCUAUGGCCCGGACACUGCUGUGGAGGUGUGUGUGGACGUGCUGACCAGGAUGAACAAGAACAAGUGUGCUCGAGAGCUGCAGCAGGCGUAUGCAGCUCGACCUGACGCUGCAGUGGGACCUGCUCCUGGUGCUCCGACUGGUCCUGGUGCUCCCGCUGCUCCUGGUGCUCUGGCUGCUCCUGGUGCUCCGGCUGCUCCUGGUGCUCCGGCUGCUCCUGGUGCUCAGGUGUCUCUAACCGCUCAGGAUGGCAGUGUGAUCAUGGCCCCAACAAUUAUUGGAGGAAGCGCGGGAACAUGGACUUUUACCCUCAACAAAUAAAUUAUUUAUACCAUAAA